AUGGCUACACCGAAGUCCGCAUGUUCAGCAACGUUACCGUCGCGCGGCAAACAGCCAUGUGCACGCAGGCAUUCAUCAGAGACAUUGACGGCACUUUUACAACAACGUCAGCUGGGGAUUCCAACUACACAACGGAUCCGCUCGAAGGCCUCAAACAACCUGGAAUUAUGCAGAACCUGGAGAGGUGCUUCAGGGGAUGUGAUUGUUCUGGGCUGGUCGCCCGAUGGUACUAGGUUUGCAGCCGGCGCAGCCGCCCAGUGUGAUCACCACAACAUGGCAUACAACCGCAAUAAUAAUUUGCUGGUUGGAGAUUUAACCAAGAAUUCUCUAGAGGAGCUGCCAUAUCACUGGGUACGUCGACCUCCGACCAGAGCUGCAGCUAAUCCAAAUCUACACGACGCUCGUCUGUUUAUGAGUGUGACGGCUGUUGAGUGGUGGGAUGACGCUCUAUUCACUGCGAGCUACGAUAACACUGUCAAGCUAUGGCAACCGACAAGCAGGAGUGCGGAAAAUCACAAACGCCUGUGGCAUGAUUCCAGGGUAGAAGUGAUGGCUCGCUCAAGCUAUACACCAAAUUUACUAGCCACAGGGACUCGUUCCAUUGGCCUCUGGCGACUAGAAGAAAUGGACUAUCAGCCUCUUGAAGCCCGCGAACGUCGAUCGAAUAAGGCUAUAGAGAUGGUACCGUCCUCUUUGGCAUGGGGUAACACUCAAGCAACGGGGAAUAUUCUCCUGGCCGGCAUGUCAGAAAAAGGCCACGAGAGUCUCACACCAGAUGGUCAGUUAGCAGGUUGGCAUGUAGGCGAAGCUUCAAUAACGCCUCUCAGCCUCUCGCCCAGCUCACAGAACGUGUAUGACAUCAAGUGGCAUCCCUCAUUACCGUAUGCUGCAGUAGCAAACUAUAUAGGCCACUCGAUAAGCAAAGCCUACAAGGAAAGCAGAUCAUCUGUUCGCCUUUAUCAGCCGCUGUCAUCAAAGGUGACAUACAUGGAAUUUGAGUGUCCUGCCUUGGACAUCAACGAUGUGACAUUUUGUCCCAUGAAUACCAACUACGUCACUGCCAGUUGCACCGACGGCGCAACAUAUGUCUGGGACUUUCGCAAUCCGGCAAGAAUUCUCCACGAGCUCCGACAUGGCGAACCGCUGAAUCCAUGGGAUGAGAAUCUUGGCCGGGAACAAGCAGAUGUUGGAGUGAGGGCAGCCCUAUGGGGCAGUACGAUUGGCGAGUUCUACAGCGGGGGUUCGGACGGUGUUCUGAAGAGGUGGAAUAUUCUUCGAGCCCCAGAAGAUGCUCUGGACCAAGACGUCGCGAAUUUCAAUGAGGAAAUCAUGAGUCUAUCUUUCUCACCAGACAAGUCCAAUCUCCUAGUAGGGGAUGCUGCUGGCGGGGUUCACAUUUUAUCCUCUGGGCCCUUCUCGCGCACAGAGCAGUGUUCAAUCGACUACAAACCUGCAUCUCCGCCACCAGAGAGCAUGCCCUUCGAGGACACUGAAUCAGGAAUCGCAGCCGGUGCCGAGCUACUGCGGUCUGGCCAGCUUGAACGGCACCCACUUUUCGGGGUCGGACAAGGCCCGUACUACGACGGUCCAUUCGCAGCAUGGGCCCGCCCAGAAGGCACUCCGCUGGACGAGAUCGCAUACACGAUGCUGGCGGACGAAUGCCAGGCCCGCCAGAUCGAUGGACUGGAUCCUAAAUACCGACUCGGGUUGACCGAGGAAGAAAAACAGCAGGUUGCUGCUCAGAGGAGGCUAGCACAGAUCCGGAACCAGCGGGCUGGUUACAAGAAGAGGAUCCGUGAAGACACCACGAGCGUAAUAAAUCUGUGCAGCGACGAUGACGUCAAGCCCCCCACAUCCCCCGACAACUCCAAGCGGCGAUUAGCGAAGCCCAAAAUAACAGUUUCGGAGAUCGAAGUGAUCGAUCUGACUGGAGAUCCGGUGCAGCUUCCCGAUCGUCCAGUCUCGGCUAGGCCGAUGCCCACUCGCCUGUGGAGUCUUGUGGAUGAAGAUCUGGCAGAAACGCUGGAGGAAGAUCAUUGGUGGCCACCUAAUGAAACUGUUGAUGCGAACAUUCAGGACAUGGACUGUAUAUGA
Molecule: messenger RNA, 2094 nt
Organism: Aspergillus homomorphus CBS 101889
Lineage: Eukaryota; Fungi; Ascomycota; Eurotiomycetes; Eurotiales; Aspergillaceae
Product: WD repeat protein
Exons: 1
Coding region: 1-2094 (697 amino acids)
Biological process (GO): TOR signaling; regulation of actin cytoskeleton organization
Cellular component (GO): TORC2 complex; TORC1 complex
Molecular function (GO): protein binding
Source: RefSeq, a predicted model, not a curated record